AUGACGGUCACAAGUUUGGUGAUGCAAAACCGCCGCGGCCAUGCCUCCGCCAAAGGCACCCUCCAUCUUCCCAUGAUUGCUCCCAAGGAAGAGGUUCUGGAAGGCAGGUUGGACAAAAUCCCAGGUUCUUCGCCGCGCAUUCGGCUACCACCGCGAUCGCGGACGGGAUGUUGGUACGACUUGUCGGCCUUUCGGGAUGACACGCCACGAAUUAUGGGCCGCAUGGCCGACGUCAAGACCGAGGGCAAUGUGGUCUGGGACCUCUCCUCCCCGGGCUCGACCGGGAGUCGGACCGGCGGCGACUACUUCUCCUUGUCCGAGGAGCUCCCGGACUUUUCACUGUUGACCUCUGACGAGGACCGCGAGAAGAAAGCAGAGAGCUCGACCCCCGGAACCUACCAUGUGGUCAUGGUACCGGAGAGCUUCAGCUCGCUCCCAGAGUAUGCCGAAGAGACUGAUGACUCCAGAUUCACCGGUGACUUUUCACACUCUGCGACUGCGAGCCCCGUCAGAACAACCCGAAGUGAGAGCGAUGCCACGGAGGAUCCCAAUGUAGUCAUUCUGCGAACUUUUGAGGAUACGACUCGACGCUCCGUCUCAACGGGUCGUAUCUCCCGUAUCUCACCUACAUCGGAGAUCUCAGAUCCCUUCUGCUCCCUGUCGCUCUCUCCUGCGAUGGAUGCCUUUCCGUCUCCCGUGCCGGGCGAGGCUCAGGGGUCGUCUUCUUUCCGUCUAGAGCCGCAGAUGACCCAUCAGGAUCUACAGAAGCAACAGGAGUUGACGCUAUUUGCACAUUUUCGACACGUGGUCUGGAAACAACUGUUCCCCCAUGACCGUGACAUGGAUGACACUUAUGGAUUCGAUCGCAAUGGCAUGACCUUGAGUGUCGACUUCCUAGAGAGAGAGGCGGCGCGUUUUCCACCUAUGCUGACGAGUGAGAAGCUCUCCCAUGCAAUCAUGACGGUAUCGGCCCUCAGUCUCUCUCAUAGUGGUACUGGGCAGAAGGUCGACGCACUUCAAUACUACCAGCAGGCAUUCCCAUCUCUUCAGAUCAGUCUUCGCAACAACGAUGACCUGGUGUCGGAUGGACUCUUCCUCACUCACUUCCUCUUGCUGAUUUACGAGGUGGCCGCCGCCGAGCCCCACGGAUCCAACUUGUGGUCUCAUCACAUCUCUCGUCUUCUACACAUUGCGCUCCUCCGUCACGCCAAGUUCGGACGGGAGCCACAUCCAUUCAUCCUGUGGUGGAUCUGCCAUAUUGACCUCUACGCUUUGUUGAGCGGUGCCGGACAGGGAGAGUUUGUGCGCACCCUCAUGGACCACCGGAUGCUUCCAGAUUGGCAGAGUCUGCUAUACCCGUCUGGGACCGAGGGAUAUAGCGUGAUUUACUCCGACGAGCACGAUAGUCUUCCGGCUCUAAUGCGCCUCUACGCCAACAGCUUCGCUGUGACCGCCCAAAUUGGCUUUCUCGGCGCUCGCCUGCGGCGGGAAAAGCACUCUCCUGCACGCUCGGAGUUCCAUCCUCAUACCGAAGAGAUUGCUGAACUUCGACGGACCCUCGCACGACUAUGGGAGGCAUCCGAUGUGGCUUAUUGGUCUCAGCACCGGGAAAGUCUUCCGCAGCGAUCGCAAGAGAUCUUGCAGCAGUCGGCCACCUUGUACCAUCUCAGCCACUUGUUCUCCUACAGUAGCAUGUUCCCCCAUCAGCGAUUGAAAGCCGACUUUGACUCGGCCAGUGAAAUCGACCACCACGCUAGCGAAAUCCUCCGCAUCGUGGAGGAAACCACGCACAAUCGCCGUGCCGACCGUCACUUCUUGGUGUUUCCGCUCUUUCUAGCCGGUGCCACAGCAUCGGACAGUGGCCUGAAGAUGAUGGCCAUGGAGUUGAUGACCGGCAUGGAAGAUGACGAAGAUGGAAUGGGACGCAACACUGCCACUACUCGAGCGAUUCUGCAGACGAUCUAUGAGCGACAAAUGGACUCUCUGAUGCGGAUGGGUCAUACUCUCGAUGUGGACUGGUCCGAGUUUAUGACGCAGCAGGGCCUACAAAUGGUCAACUUUGGAUUCUAA
Penicillium diatomitis is the source of this 2070-nucleotide messenger RNA. RefSeq lists its product as uncharacterized. Gene Ontology annotation, molecular function: DNA-binding transcription factor activity; transcription cis-regulatory region binding. The record is from RefSeq and is a predicted model, not a curated record. The coding region runs from base 1 to 2070 and encodes 689 amino acids. Gene Ontology annotation, cellular component: nucleus. The transcript is spliced from 7 exons. Gene Ontology annotation, biological process: positive regulation of transcription by RNA polymerase II. Lineage: Eukaryota; Fungi; Ascomycota; Eurotiomycetes; Eurotiales; Aspergillaceae.